CGCUCAUCCAACAACACCCUCGCCCUCGACUUCGUUGCGCAACAAAAGGCCACAAGCAAUCUACUGCGCCCUCAGGAAAAUCUAUAUACAGAAAGUCACAACAGUUCCGCCAUCGACAACCACUCGAUAUGUCUCGCCAUCAUCCCGAUUUAGUAAUGUGCCGCAAGCAAGCUGGCAUCUCUAUCGGCCGCCUAUGCGACAAAUGCGAUGGCAAAUGCCCCGUCUGCGACUCCUACGUGCGCCCGACAACCCUAGCGCGCAUCUGCGACGAGUGCUCCUUCGGCAACUACCAGAACAAAUGCGUCGUCUGCGGUAGUGAAGGUAUCUCAGAUGCUUUCUACUGCUUUGAGUGCACGCGCCUAGAGAAGGACCGUGAUGGUUGUCCGAAGAUCAUCAAUUUGGGUAGUAGUAGGACCGAUCUGUUUUAUCAGAAGAAGAAUUUUAGGAAUCAUUGAUGCAUGGGGAAGGCUAGGCCUACAGUAUUUAUUUAUUCAAGAGAUGGGGAUGGGGGCCAUGUCUGAGCUGCAGAUGAAGAGAUUCAGGGUUUCGAGAGGGGGCACAGCGUAAAGUAGAGAAGGAGCAGCAGAAAAUCUGCUACUAGCAAGGCGUUCUGGAGUCACAGCCUGAGGAGACAGUCUGGGCGGGGGAAAGUCGUCUACGAUAUUACGAUACAGAGUUGCGAAUGGUAAUCUUGCCACCUCUUGUAUCAUGAGGCUCUGCUGACAUAACGCAAGAUUGAGUCACUGAAGUCUCACUUAGAUAGCAAUCCAUCACAGAGAUACCCCCAAAAACUG
Cucurbitaria berberidis CBS 394.84 is the source of this 794-nucleotide messenger RNA. RefSeq names its product PHF5-like protein. NCBI's taxonomy places the organism in Eukaryota, Fungi, Ascomycota, Dothideomycetes, Pleosporales, Cucurbitariaceae. The coding region runs from base 129 to 455 and encodes 108 amino acids. Gene Ontology annotation, cellular component: precatalytic spliceosome; catalytic step 2 spliceosome; U2 snRNP. The record is from RefSeq and is a predicted model, not a curated record. The transcript has 2 exons. Gene Ontology annotation, biological process: mRNA splicing, via spliceosome.